Dermochelys coriacea (leatherback sea turtle) is the source of this 5317-nucleotide messenger RNA. RefSeq names its product neuronal pentraxin 1 (gene NPTX1). Bases 136 to 1440 code for a protein of 434 amino acids. The transcript has 5 exons. Gene Ontology annotation, cellular component: neuron projection; plasma membrane. The record is from RefSeq and is a predicted model, not a curated record. Gene Ontology annotation, biological process: axonogenesis involved in innervation. Lineage: Eukaryota; Metazoa; Chordata; Testudines; Dermochelyidae.
GGCGGAGCCCCGCCCGCGGUCUAUAAAGGGGCCCGCGCCCCGCCGCCGCUCGCCAGCGCUCCGGACAGCUCCCGCGUGUGGAAGCCGAGGCCGGGCGCGGCGUGGGUCGGGGCGAGCUCGGCGCCAGGCCCAGCCAUGCCUGCGGGGGCCGCGUGCAGCCUUUUCCUCGCCUCCGUCCUCUGGCUGAGGGCAGGCGCCCAGAGCUUCGGCCAGACGCGCUUCAUCUGCACCUCGGUGCCGGUGGACGUGGACCUGUGCGCCUCCUCCCUGGCCAGCAGCGGCACCGGCGAGGAGCUGCAGAGCGCCGUCCUGCAGCUCCGGGAGACCGUGCUCCAGCAAAAGGAGACCAUCAUGAACCACAAGGAGACCAUCCGGGAGCUGACCACCAAACUGGGCCGGUGCGAGAGCCAGAGCCUGCCCGAGACCGGCCCCAGCGAGUCCAAAGCGGCCGGGGGAGCCAGCCGCAAACAGACCGGCUCGUCCAAGAACACCAUGGGGGAUCUGUCCCGGGCGCCCGCUGCUGAGACCUUGAGCCAACUUGGGCAAACUUUGCAGUCGCUUAAGACAAGGCUAGAAAACCUAGAGCAGUUUAGUAGGAUCAAUUCGUCAGGCCAGACCAACCACCUGAAGGAUAUACUUCAAACUAAAAUCGAUGACUUGGAGAAGCAAGUUCUGUCCAGAGUGAAUAGCCUGGAGGAAGGAAAGUUAAAUCCAAAGAACGAGUCCGAGGAAAGGAGCAAAAUAGAGAGCACGUUAACUUCCCUGCACCAGAGGAUCAGUGACUUGGAGAAAGGGCAGAAAGACAGCCGGCCGGCCGACAAGUUCCAGCUGACCUUCCCGCUGCGGACCAACUACAUGUACGCGAAGGUGAAGAAAAGCCUGCCCGAGAUGUACGCCUUCUCCGUAUGCAUGUGGAUCAAGUCCAACGCCUCGCCGGGGGUGGGGACACCCUUCUCCUACGCGGUGCCCGGCCAGGCCAACGAGCUGGUGCUCAUCGAGUGGGGCAACAACCCCAUGGAGAUCCUCAUUAACGACAAGGUCGCUAAGCUCCCGUUCGUCAUUAACGAUGGGAAGUGGCACCAUAUCUGCAUCACCUGGACCACGCGGGACGGUGUGUGGGAGGCCUACCAAGACGGCACGCAGGGGGGCCACGGAGAGAACCUGGCUCCCUAUCACCCCAUCAAACCGCAGGGGGUCCUGGUCCUGGGCCAGGAGCAGGACACCCUGGGCGGGGGGUUUGACGCCACCCAGGCGUUCGUGGGCGAACUGGCCCAUUUCAACAUCUGGGACCGGAAGCUCAGCCCCGGGGAGAUCUACCACCUGGCCACGUGCAGCUCCAAAGCCCCCGCCGGCAACGUCAUCGCCUGGUCCGAGACCAACAUCGACAUCUACGGGGGGGCCACCAAGUGGACUUUCGAAGCUUGCCGCCAGCUCAACUAGCGGCGGGUGGCUGGAGCGCAGCGCCCUCCCCGGCAUGAAUUCAGGACUAAAGUCCCCCCCGCCCCCCGCCUCUCCGUGCAAAAGCAAACCCAGCCAAGCGACAGGGCGCCCGCCUUGCCAGCGCGGGCGCGGCCCGGUCCAAGGGCACCGGACGGCGCCUGACAAGCCGGUGAGAGGCUUGGGUCCGUCGGCCUGGCCCUUUCCCUGGAGGGCGGCGUCCCCGCUUCCAGCUCCCCCGAACCGGCUCGUUUCUCUCUUGCCAACGUCCUUCGAAGCCUGCGUGCCUUGGGCGGCUGCAGCUCCUGCGCCCAGCUGCCGUCCUCUGCCUACUCGUUCCGGCCGGCGAGCUCCUCGGGGCUCUCCCGCCGCGGCUCGUUCCCGGGUGGCCGAGCGGGGGCCGUGUCCGCACUAGGCUGUGUGCCCCGAGAAUGGGGGGCCGCUGAGUUCUUGCCCCCAGCGCUGAGCACCUUGGCAGUGGGUCAGCGCACUAGGCGGGUCUGGCGUUGCUUAGGGGUGUGCGGGGCUGACUCAGGAGCCUCCGAUCCCCGCUUACUUUUGAGUGGGGAGGGGGGCGGCUCCUUUCGUCUUUCAGUGCCAGGGCGUGACUCCUUUGUACUUGGACGGGCUCUGCAGGAGCAUCGGAGGAGGAAGAGCCUCCUCCCCUCCUCCUUCCCUCAUUGGGCUAGGAAGCGAGCCGCAAACCCGGGCAGAGCUCAGACCCCCUUUCCUCGCGGGGCAGGGGGACCUGCUUUGUUUCCGAACCCCUCCGAGGCUCCUUCCUUCUCCAGUCUGACCCCCCCUCCGCCCUUCAGUGUUCUGCGUCAGUAACAGCCCUGCCCUGCUGCCCAGGGAAUGGGGGUGGCCAGGAGAACCCCCAGGGAGCCAUGUAGGAUCCUGCUCCGGCUCCGACUUGCUGGGGCCGGCGCAUCCUGGGGGCCCUGCUGGGUCGCUGGCCUGUGAUUUACACUCAGCUCAGCUGAGGCCUCGUCUUCGGCCCGCAAGCGCCCACCCGCAGGAGCCAGAGACCCGACGGGCUAAGGAGGGGCUAAGAGGGUGGGGGCAAAGCCGGAGGUUUGAAUCCUCGGGCCACUCCAGGGGCCCGAGUUCGGAUCAGGCGCUGGCAGGUGCCCGCUGACAGGCGGGGCUGGAUUGUGGGCGUAAAGGACUGGAAGGGAUUUCCCUGCUAGAAGGGGGUACGGGUCUGUGGGGAAAGGGACGGGGCACAUCCCACUGUCUCCCCGCUUCUUGCGGGGGUAAGUAGCCUCCGCUGGGCAGCUGCUCCCCCCAGCAUCGGGCACUUCUUCCCAGACACGGGCGGCCUCAUGGCUGGUGGGCAGCGACCCGGAGCCUCCGGCCGGGGCCGUGCCGGGUCCCGCUGUUCAGCGGCUACCCCUCUCCAGCCAGGGGGGAGGCGGGUCAGCUCUCGCCUGGGUCCGAGCCCAGUGGCUCUUGUCCCACGUUUACUGGAACGCGUUACAAAGGAGGGGCUGUUUACGGAAUCUUCUAGGGGGCCGUCCCAGCCCCCCCCCGGGUUGCGGCACCCCUGGGUUCCUGCAGAGACGGCGGCGCGGGGAGCUGGGGGUGCUAACGUCUCGGUGGCCUAGCCUCGUCUGGCCUGCUGGGGGCGGGUUGCCCGAGCGAUGUUCAUGCCCUAGGAUGGCCUGGGGGGCACGUUCCCAGCGGAGGGUGGCAGCGGUACCUUCAGCACCCCGGCUCCUCCCGGCGCUAUCCCUUGAGCACCGCGGCUGCCUCCAUCCAGAGCUCGGGCUCCCUGGGAGCUGCCAUCCAGCACCAGGCUGCCCCGGCCCUUUCCUUCCUUAGGCGCCCCCCAUUCCCGACCACUUUAAAGAAGGGAGAGAGGACGAAGAUCCCGCAUCGAGUCCAUUCCUCCGUGCCCCUGCUCUUCCCUGGGGCACUGACUGAACCAUGCCUCUCUCAGGUAACGUCCUUUUAUAAAAUACAAAGCGCUGCAGAAGCAGCGUCUGGUUUGCCUCCACAGGCAGCCGAAGUGUGACAGCUGUCAAAUAGCCUUUACCGUCCCUUGAAAGUUUAGCUACCCUUUCAGUCUUCAGCCUUUCUGCUUUUGAUAACACGGGGUACUCUUUAUCUUAUUGUAAAAGGAAGUUUAUUACCAAUAAAAGGUAUUUUUAUGAAGGAGAAAAAAUAAAAUAAUAUAAAAUUAACUGAUCGUCCCUGAAAAAUACUUUAAGACUUUGGGGGGGGAAGGGGGGAAAUGAUAAAGAAAAGCUUAUUUUGAAAUUAUAGAUACAUUUUUGUAUGGUUUCCUUUUAAAACUCCUGGUCUGUAAGAGAUCACCCCCAGCCCACUUCUGAACCCCAUCUCCAGUGGUAGGGUGGGGUGAGGCAGAGAGAAUUCACAGGAGGCUGAACCAGCUCUUAUGACAAACUCCAAAGAUAGGGCAAAUAAAGAUGCCACCUGGACGGUCAUGGACCAGGCGGUUCAAGGUUGAUGCUGAGCUCCAGGGCUGAUCCUCGUCAAGCCCUGAGAGAGCUGGUCACAUGACCAGCCAUUUUCAAACUCAGCAUUUCUCUGCAGAGACAUCACUAUCCACCCAACAAACCAAAAAGAACAGGAGGACUUGUGGCACCUUAGAGACUACCACAUUUAUUUGAGCAUAAGCUUUCAUGAGCUACAGCUCACUUCACCGCAUGCAUUCAGUGGAAAAUAAAAUCUCCUCACUGUAUUUUCCACCAAAUGCAUCCGGUGAAGUGAGCUGUAGCUCAUGAAAGCUUAUGCUCAAAUAAAUGUGGUAGUCUCUAAGGUGCCACAAAUCCUCCUGUUCUUUUUGCAGAUACAGACUAACAUGGCUGCUCCUCUGAAACCAAACAAAUCAAGUUACCUUGAUACUAAAACGUGGCUCAGGGCAGCGUAUUUUAACUGUGCUCUUAAAAAACCCCAAACAUUGUAAGCUCAGUUUGUUGAGCUAUUUACUGGAAUCUGUUGACUUCAGCUCACAGCAGCUGAAGCACAAUUUGCUGAGGGGAAAAACUGAUAAUUGGAAAAAAAUAAAUCCACAGUCCCAAUUGUAUCUGAUUUGCUAAAAUGUGUGAUAUUGAUAUAAUGUAUAUACUGUACAGAAUGGUAGAAAAUAAAUAAUCUUAAUUUGUCAUUAUUUUGCUAACCAAAGCUGUACAUUUUUCCUAUGACUUGCUAUCAGCCUUUUGGGUUUGAAAGGGUUUAAAAUAUAUCACACAGCCACUAUCCACAUCAGCAGUUCUGGAAAUGCACUGUUUCUACUGGUAUUCAUGCUUUUUCAUUUUAUUGCUGAAAUUACAUGAAUUGUUGAGUUUAUUUUUACACAAUAAAGAGUGAAGAAAGACACUGGGCUCUCUUUCAAAUGUUCUGUGGACUUUCCUGACUAGCCACUUGCCAAGUUUCUUACUGGGGUGACGGGCAGGGCUGGCUUGUUAUUUUAGAGGAAUUUCUGUCCAAGGCUCCUUGAAGCCUAAGCUAACCUGAGAUUUAAACUCCCUCCCUGCUGCCAGGCCUUUCCACUAAGAUCAUCUAGUACAGGCCACAUUUGACCUUUUUCUUGUACCUUAGGUUUCACAAGUGGCUCAACACUUAGAGCAUUGCAUCAGUGAGCCCCAGGAAACAAGCCACCUGAGUGUGGGGAAAGGGAUUGGAGAGAACAGGGGGGUGGGCUAGACCACAUAAAAAUCACUCAAAAACUUUUGUUAGAAUUGAAUCUGAAGAAUCCCAGUCACCAAAAAAAAAUCCACCCCACCCUCCUAUAAGAUACAGAGCAUUCACAGUAAAGUCCUGUUGCAUCUUAUACCAUUAGUUCAUGAUGCUAUGUUUUGUACAGUGAGGUGUAUAAAAUGGUAUGUUCCUGUAUUAAAUGCCUGUAACACUG